Molecule: messenger RNA, 948 nt
Organism: Pleurotus ostreatus (oyster mushroom)
Lineage: Eukaryota; Fungi; Basidiomycota; Agaricomycetes; Agaricales; Pleurotaceae
Exons: 8
Coding region: 1-948 (315 amino acids)
Cellular component (GO): cytosol
Molecular function (GO): aldose reductase (NADPH) activity
Source: RefSeq, a predicted model, not a curated record
AUGAGUGCCCAAGUACCCUCUUUUCAGUUGAACGAUGGCACGAAGAUCCCAGCCGUAGGAAUGGGUACGGCAGGCAUCAGGAUACGGCAAGUCCAACGCGCUAGCCCCGUAGCGAGGAGCUACAUUGACCCUGUACCCCUAGGGAACGAAAAGGAGGUAGGACAAGCAAUUAAUGCUUCGCGGAUUCCAAGAGAAGAGAUUUAUGUUACGACCAAACUGCCCAAUGAUGCGCACGAUAGAGUCCGCGAGUCCUUCGAGGAAUCCCUACAGAAUCUUCAGUGCGGCUACGUGGACCUAUACUUGAUGCAUUGGCCAUUUGCCGUCAUUACUGACUCAUCCGGCCAGAGCAGAACUCUACGCCCUGACGAACACCCGACUUUCAUUGACACUUGGAAGGAGAUGGAAAAGCUCCUCGACACAGGCAAAGUCAAGACCAUCGGAGUGUCUAAUUUCUCCGUCAAGACUCUCACUGAGCUAUUGCCUCAUUGCACCGUCAUACCGGCUACAAACCAAGUCGAAUUACACCCCUGCCUACCACAAGCCGAGUUGAAGGUCUUUUGCGAGGAGAAGGGAAUUCUCCUGACAGCGUACACUCCUCUAGGUGCACAUCUACGUGCAGGCAGGUCGAAAGUCUUAUUAGAACACGAAACAGUAGGCGAUAUCGCGAAGUCUCUCAGCAUUACUCCGGCUCAGGUGCUCCUGAGUUGGUCUGUCCAGAGAGGCAUAAUCGUGGUCCCAAAGAGUGAAGACAACCAGCGGAUGCAAGACAACAUUAAGCUGGUCCACCUAUCCGAGGAAGCUGUCGAGCGAAUCAACAAGAUACAUGAGGAACCAGAGAUGCACCGGUCCCUUCUGAAGUAUCAUAGUCCCGAAGGAGGGGCCUUUGGCUGGUCGUACGAGGACUUUGGAUGGAACAUGGUGACUGGGGGAAUCAUCCCCUCCAAGUAA